Molecule: messenger RNA, 1907 nt
Organism: Rubroshorea leprosula
Lineage: Eukaryota; Viridiplantae; Streptophyta; Magnoliopsida; Malvales; Dipterocarpaceae
Source: the annotation of a GenBank genome assembly
AAAACUAGCAUUUAACUGCAUUCCAAAGACUCUGGUUCGGGUCCAGAGUAUCCAAAGAAAUUUUGCAGAGGGAGAGUCUUGUGUUCAAGUCAAGCUUCCGGAGAAACAUACGAAGACUUCAUUUCUUUUUCAAAAAUUUUUUCUCUUCUUUUCUGGAGAGAGAGAGAGAGUAGAUUUUCCAUUUCUGGCUUGGUUUCGUUGAGUCUGUAGCUGUGGAGAUGGUUGUGGAUCAAAGGAAUCGCAAAAUGUGAGGGAUGUUCGCCUUCGAAGGCUAUAAAUGUGAUUCUCUUUGAUACAGACGGAGACUGAGCAAAUUUCUUUAGUUCUAUUUUAAUCACAUAUGGCAUCUACGGCUAUGGCACCUGCUUCGGUAGAUGGAAGAAGUGGUGGCGAUGCAAUGCUGGUGGAUAAACUUCCGGAGGAGAUAAAUGAAAUGAAGAUUAAGGAUGAGAAAGUAGAAAAGGAAAUGGAAGCAAUGAUGGUGGAUGGAAAUGGAACUGAAACUGGACAAAUUAUUAUGACAACCAUUGGUGGUAGAAAUGGUCAACCGAAACAGACCAUUAGUUACAUGGCUGAGCGUGUUGUUGGUCAAGGUUCCUUUGGAAUUGUAUUUCAGGCUAAGUGCCUAGAAACUGGGCAAACUGUUGCAAUUAAGAAGGUCUUGCAGGAUAAGAGGUAUAAGAACCGUGAGUUGCAAACGAUGCGCCUUCUUGAUCAUCCCAAUGUUGUUUCACUCAAACACUGCUUCUUUUCAACCACUGACAAGGAGGAGCUCUAUCUCAAUUUGGUUCUUGAAUAUGUACCCGAGACUGUUUAUCGUGUAGCAAAGCAUUAUAGUAGGGCAAACCAACGUAUGCCUCUGAUUUAUGUCAAACUCUAUACAUACCAGAUCUGUAGAGCUUUGGCCUAUAUCCAUGGUGGAGUUGGAGUAUGCCAUAGGGAUAUUAAGCCACAGAAUCUUCUGGUUAAUCCCCAUACGCAUCAGGUCAAGCUCUGUGAUUUUGGAAGUGCAAAAGUUUUGGUCAAAGGCGAGCCAAACAUAUCCUAUAUCUGUUCUCGUUAUUAUCGUGCACCUGAGCUUAUAUUUGGGGCAACUGAAUACACAACUGCAAUUGACAUAUGGUCUGUUGGUUGUGUCCUUGCUGAAUUGCUUCUUGGACAGCCUCUCUUCCCAGGUGAGAGUGGAGUUGAUCAACUUGUUGAGAUUAUUAAGGUGCUGGGAACACCAACUAGAGAGGAGAUCAAAUGUAUGAAUCCAAACUAUACAGAGUUCAAAUUUCCCCAAAUCAAGGCACAUCCCUGGCAUAAGAUAUUCCACAAGCGCAUGCCUCCUGAAGCAGUUGAUCUUGUGUCACGACUUCUCCAGUAUUCUCCAAAUCUGAGGUGUACUGCUUUAGAGGCAUUGGUACACCCAUUUUUCGAUGAACUUCGUGAUCCUAAUGCCCGCCUCCCUAAUGGACGCCCCUUGCCUCCACUGUUUAACUUUAAAACUCAAGAGCUGAAAGGAGCAAGUACAGAGCUUCUGUCUAAGCUGUUACCAGAACAUGCUCGGAAGCAAUGCUCCUCACUGGGCUUAUAAGUUGUAAGGUUUAUGUUCAUGUGUAAGAGGAAAUUGUAUGUUGUACCAUUAGAGAACACAGUUGUUUGUUCUCAUGGAUCUUCACAAAUACGUGUAUCUUACCUAUUUAUUCUCAGACAUAAUGUUGCUCGUUACUCUUCUAAAUUUGGGAUGCUUAGAUUGGCUCUACAUCAUGAUUUACAUUAAUUUUAUCACCUCUUUACAGUUUAUUUGUUUUCACUUGAUGUACACUCGACUUGCAAAUGCUGUCAUUUCUUUCUUCCUCUGUUUUACGAAAGCUGUAUCAGGAUAAGCUAUUAGGUGCCUGGAAGAAAAAUUAUUUUAAGUG